Molecule: messenger RNA, 699 nt
Organism: Suillus fuscotomentosus
Lineage: Eukaryota; Fungi; Basidiomycota; Agaricomycetes; Boletales; Suillaceae
Exons: 1
Coding region: 1-699 (232 amino acids)
Source: RefSeq, a predicted model, not a curated record
AUGUCAUCCAAAAUCAUGCACGUGACUAUCACCUCAGCCUCAAAUUUUACCUUAGAAUUUUCGGACAACCUCAAAUCAUGUGACCAGCGCAAGUGGUUGAAAUUGAUUUGUCAUUGUUUGCGCAGGACGGAAAUUUACAUGCAAGUUCCUUUCAAUCCUUCUUUCACCGCUACUACCACCACCUCUCGACUCAGCAUCUUCAUUCCUCCCAUUUGUGGUGGUCCCUCCCUGGCCUUUUCCUUGUGGUACCUCCUUGGCCGUUCGUGGUGGUUCCUCCCUGGCCAUUUGUGGUGGUUCCUCCCUGGCCUUUCCUCAUGGUUCCUUCCUGGCCAUUCGUGGUGGCCCUUCCUUUCCUCGUGGUUCCUUCCUGGCCGUUCGUGGUGGUCCGUCCUUCCCUCAUGGUUCCUUCCUCUGGCCGUUCAUGGUGGUCCUUUCCUUUCCUUUCCCAGGGAGGAACCACCACGAAUGGCCAGGGAGGAACCACCACGAACGGCCAGGCAGGAACCACCACGAACGGCCAAGGAGGUACCACAAGGAAAAGGCCAGAGAGGGACCACCACAAAUGGGAGGAAUGAAGAUGCUGAGUCGAGAGGUGGUGGUAGUAGCGGUGAAAGAAGGAUUGAAAGGAACUUGCAUGUAAAUUUCCGUCCUGCGCAAACAAUGACAAAUCAAUUUCAACCACUUGCGCUGGUCACAUGA